AUGGAAAAUUGCUAUUGGUCUGAAGAACAUCAAUAUUCCUCUUGGAAUCAAAGCCAAAGUGAACUGAAAAGUGAUAAUUCUUUUCAGGUUCCAUGGUUUCCUCCAAAUCCUCCUCCUCCUCCUCCUGGUGAGGUGGCGGCAUCUGAGAAGGGUCUCCAGUUUCAUUGUUAUCCCUCCUCGGUCUUGCCGCCUUGGGCAGCCUCCUUUGAAGGGGUGGCAGAAGAUAGAGGUGGCAGUGCUUCUAGGAGCCACAGUGAGGCUGAGAAAAGGCGCAGAGACAGAAUUAAUGGACAGCUCGCAACUCUCAGAAAACUGAUCCCAAAGUCUGAAAAGAUGGACAAGGCAGCUCUAUUAGGACAAGUAGUAGAGCAUGUGAAGGAUCUAAGGCAAAAGGCAAAAGAAAUCAGCAAAAUCUCCACAAUUCCAACUGAUAUAGAUGAAGUCACAAUUGAUCACUUGGACCUAGAAGAAUCGAGCAUGGAGAAUAAUAUAUACAUAAAGGCUUCUGUUUGCUGCGACGAUAGGCCGGAUUUAUUUGCAGAGCUGAAUUGUGCCCUCAAGGGCCUUAGACUCACCAUUCUUGAAGCUGAUAUAACAAGUUUAGGUGGCAGAAUGAAAGCCAUUUUUGCUCUUUGUGCCAAAAAUGGAAUGGAAGAAAAUUCUUGCUUUAGCACUAUCAAGCAGUCACUUUAUAUCGUAUUGAACCGUGUUGCUAUGUCUUCUGCUACAUCAAAUUAUCGGGCGAGGAGCAAGAGGCAGAGGUUCUUUUAUCCUUCUCAUUAA
Molecule: messenger RNA, 783 nt
Organism: Fraxinus pennsylvanica
Lineage: Eukaryota; Viridiplantae; Streptophyta; Magnoliopsida; Lamiales; Oleaceae
Source: the annotation of a GenBank genome assembly